UUGAUAAAGAAAGAUAAUUGAAUGAGAAUGAAAAUACGCGCCAUGAAAUGAUGAAAAAUGUAUUAAAUUAGCACUUCAUUUAGUGAAAAUAUUUAAAUAUAAACGAGUAGUUUCCUAUAUUUCGUAGUUCUACGGAGUCACUUGGAUGUAAAUUCAAAUCAACGAAACUCUUCACCAAGUUCCUUCUGUAGCGUAGGUAUUUAUUGUACAAAUACUCAUUUUUAUUAUGGCCGAAUGUCUGGAUGAUUUGAAUUUACCAACCACCAUCAUUGCCAGAUUGAUCAAAGAUGCUUUACCACAAGGUGUCAGCGUUACAGCUGAGGCUAAAGCUGCUAUUGCUCGUGCAGCUUCCGUAUUCGUGCUUUAUCUGACAAAUAUGUCAAAUACGUUAGCAAGACAAAACAGCAGGAAAAGAAUCAUACCAAAGGAUAUUUUUGAUUCGUUAUGCGAAGUAGAUUUUUCCGAAUUUGUUGCUCCUUUGCAAGAUGUAUUCGAAAAGUAUAAACAAGCUCAAAGUAGUAAAAAAACUCAGAAACGUGAUAGUACAAAUGCAGCGAAAGACGACGAAAACGAAGGUGAAGACGAAGCUGAUGAAAAUGAUAACGAACGAAGUUCACACGAUAAAAGCGACGAUACCAGUGAUACAGCGCAGUGAAUGAAUUGAUUUUCGAAUUCGAUAGUAUUGAUUUAAGCUUCAUCUCGGUGUCGUACUCGAAUGAGAAUGUAAUCGAGGUUGAAAGCCUUUAUUAUUUACGUUACAUUGUUCUGUUUGAUAACAUUCCUUUUGAAGAACUAUCAUGUCUGCUGAUUUCAUAAUUUCAGAUUACAGCGAUUCCUGUUUUUUAAAAUUAUAUCGAUGUUGUAGGUUAUAAGCCAGUUUUUAAUUGUAUUAUACUUUGAUUAUGUUUUCCUAAUAUCCUUGUCUAAUUUUAUUAAUUUAUAUUGAAUAGAAUUUUUAAAUGAAUAA
Molecule: messenger RNA, 967 nt
Organism: Planococcus citri (citrus mealybug)
Lineage: Eukaryota; Metazoa; Arthropoda; Insecta; Hemiptera; Pseudococcidae
Gene: Chrac-14
Product: DNA polymerase epsilon subunit 3 Chrac-14
Exons: 3
Coding region: 227-655 (142 amino acids)
Biological process (GO): leading strand elongation; heterochromatin formation; DNA damage response
Cellular component (GO): CHRAC; epsilon DNA polymerase complex
Molecular function (GO): chromatin DNA binding; protein heterodimerization activity
Source: RefSeq, a predicted model, not a curated record